Saccostrea cuccullata (small rock oyster) is the source of this 1128-nucleotide messenger RNA. RefSeq names its product cholecystokinin receptor type A-like. Gene Ontology annotation, cellular component: plasma membrane. The transcript has a single exon. Gene Ontology annotation, molecular function: neuropeptide receptor activity. Lineage: Eukaryota; Metazoa; Mollusca; Bivalvia; Ostreida; Ostreidae. The coding region runs from base 1 to 1128 and encodes 375 amino acids. The record is from RefSeq and is a predicted model, not a curated record. Gene Ontology annotation, biological process: neuropeptide signaling pathway.
AUGAUGAUGGACAACGGGACGUUUGAUGUAGAGGCCUGGAAUGAAGAUUAUGCUAGAAGGUACACCGUGAGUACUAUUGUCAUGGUACUGUAUCUAAUCCUUGGAAUCAUCGGGAACCUGUUAGUUCUAAUAGUUUAUUCUACCAAAAUGCACUCGAAACAUGAUGACAGAUACUUUAUACCUUUUCUUGCGAGCGUGGAUCUUUCGGGAUGUAUAAUUUCAACCUCUCUUAUCUUAAUCGAAAACAACCUGCCCUAUAAGUAUCCAGAUUCUGCCACUUGUAAAUUUUUAAAUGUGUCAGCCUGUGGAUUAAUUAUCUCGUCCAUGUUUCUGCUUCUGGUGAUAUCGAUACAGAGGUACCAAAAGAUAUGUCGCCCAUUUGGAUUUCAGAUGAAUUUGUCAUGUAAAAGAAUUGUUGCUUUUGGAGCCCUUCUUCUUGCCUCCGCUUUUGCAUUUCCAACCAUAUUCCUUUAUCAAACUGUUGAAGUUGAUCAUCCGACAAAAAAUAUCACCGGCAUUCGAUGUGGCCCAGUACCUAACACAGAGACAUUUGGAGAAGUUUAUAGAGGAAUUGUCAUCACAGCAGAAGUUAUCUCCGUGAUUUGUAUGUCUGUUCUCUAUGCAUUGGUUGGUUAUACUUUGGUGAAAAAAAUGAAACCUAAACCGAAGAGCAACCAUCCAAUAGUACCAACAUCUACGCAGUUAUCAAAAGCUGAAAAAAGCAAAGAAGAAUCCGAAACGUACGACAGCUUCACCGAAUCACAAACUAUCGAAAAGAUAGGAGUAAAGCCAUCACGCCGUUCGGUGAAAAACAAGAAGACAAAAGGUCUAAGUGGUAAGCAGUACUCACUAAUGUUCAUGAUGAUUUCUCUUGUCAGUUGUCUGUGCUUUUUCCCACCUUGGAUACUUGUUCUGCUGGAAACAAAAGACAAAACAUUUUGGAAUCAUUUGUCGUAUAAGGAGGCCCAAGUUCUGAUCAUUGUAAGAGGAUUAUUCGUUGUCAACUUUGUAGUUAAUCCAUUUAUCUAUGGAUUUUUUGAUUCAAAGUUUCGACACAAAGUAUGGAAAUGUCUUUCGUUCUGCAGAAUAGAGGGAAAUGUCAAUUGUGUAAGGCCAAAAGUUAAAUAA